UCAAUACAACGCAGGUAGAUCAAAGAUGGCGCCUGAUUUUUCUCUAGCUCGCCGACCGAAGUGCUUAGAGCUGCUACUGCUAGGUCGAAACACAUGUCGCCCGCAUCAGUACUGACAAUAAAUCGCUUUAGGAUCUUGUUUAUUUAAUGUUCCCAAGCAACUGCGGCUUAUGGAUGCGGUUAUUCUGACCAACAAAGCCCAAACAACUCGUUUAAAACCGCGAACAGCUCCAAACGCAACAGCUAACACAAGCUAACUGUGUGCUGUCUCAUUGAUACAAACCGGUUGAUAAGUAAAGUUUGACAUGUAGCGAGCCAAAGUGACGGUAUAUCAGGAGACGGCGGACAGAACAACGGUCGAAAGACAGUGAACAUUGUCGGUUAUUGGACCUCAAUUCAACAAGUGGCCUGAAAGAGAGGGAUGGCCAUUUUGCUCCGUUGGACAUGUAUCCCGAGGUCCAGUCCCACCACGUCAUUCGCUGGGUGGCUUUUUCUCGUGUUUCACCAGUUUCCCACCAGAAUACGAUCCAUCACGCUGGUUUUUGCUCAAGGACGCAGGGAGGAGGACGAUGGGGGCCGGUGGGGUUUCGCCCCAAGCCCUGCUGUGGCUCAACCUGUUUGGCCUGAUCUCUCUGGCGGCGCCCCUCAACCCGGACGACCCCAACGUGUGCAGCCACUGGGAGAGCUAUGCAGUGACUGUGCAGGAGUCCUACGCUCAUCCAUUUGACCAGGUCUACUACACCCGCUGCACCGACAUCCUCAACUGGUUCAAAUGCACCAGACACAGGAUCAGCUAUAAGACAGCCUACAGGAGAGGUGUGAGGACCAUGUAUAGGCGACGCUCUCAGUGCUGCCCAGGUUUCUAUGAAAGUGGAGACCUGUGUGUUCCGUUGUGUACUGAAGAGUGCGCCCACGGACGCUGUGUCUCUCCUGAUACCUGCCAGUGUGAGCCGGGCUGGGGGGGGCUGGACUGCUCCAGUGGCUGCGAGAGCGACUUCUGGGGCCCCCACUGCACUAACCGCUGUCAGUGCCGGAACGGGGCCAAAUGUAACCCGAUAACCGGAGCCUGCGUCUGCACCGACGGCUACCAGGGCUGGCGCUGCGAGGAGCCCUGCGACCCCAACUUCUACGGCAAAGACUGCCUGUUGGAGUGCCAGUGCCUCAACGGCGCCACCUGUCAUCAUCAGACCGGCGAGUGCCUCUGUGCGCCCGGAUACACCGGGGCCUUCUGUGAGGAGCCUUGUCCUCCAGGCAAACAUGGCUCCCUGUGUGAACAGCGCUGUCCCUGUCAGAAUGGAGGGACGUGCCAUCACGUCACCGGAGAGUGCUCCUGUCCCGCCGGCUGGGUGGGCCCGGUGUGCGCACAGCCGUGUCCCUUCGGGUCGUUCGGCGUCAAUUGCUCCCAGGAGUGCACGUGUCGUAACGGAGGCCUGUGUGACCACAUCAGCGGGCAGUGCCAGUGCACAGCCGGCUACAUCGGAGAGAGAUGCCAGGAUGAAUGCCCAGUCGGCACCUAUGGGCCACAGUGUGCCCACAAGUGUGACUGCCAGAACGGGGCCAAGUGCUACCACAUCAACGGGGCCUGCCUGUGCAACGAGGGCUUUAAGGGCCCCAGCUGCCAGGACCGCUUCUGUCCCAGCGGCCUGUACGGACUCAUCUGCGAUAAAUACUGCCCCUGCAAAGCUGCAAACACACUCAGCUGUCACCCUCUGUCGGGAGAGUGCACCUGUGCAGCCGGGUGGGCGGGGCUUUACUGCAACGAGACCUGCCCGGCAGGUUACUACGGCGAGGGCUGCAGAGAGCUGUGUUCCUGCGCUAACGGAGCCGACUGUGACGGCACCGCUGGAGCUUGUAUGUGUGCACCUGGAUAUAUAGGUGACGACUGCUCUGUCAGCUGCCCUGCAGGCCUGUACGGGACCAACUGCACCUCCUCGUGCUCCUGCCGCAACGAGAUCUCCUGCUCGCACGUCGACGGCUCCUGCAUCUGCGGAGAAGGUUGGCAGGGUGUGGACUGCUCCAUCCCCUGCUCCAGCGGCACUUGGGGACUGAGCUGCAACCAGACGUGUCAGUGCGACAACGGGGCGGCCUGCGACCCCGUCAAUGGAACCUGCACCUGCUCCCCGGGCUGGAGGGACGAGUACUGCGACGUCCCGUGUCCCGAGGGAUCUUAUGGGCUGGACUGCAGGGAGAGAUGUGACUGCGUCAACUCCGAUGGCUGCGAUCCGGUGACCGGCUUCUGUCGCUGUCUCGCAGGUUGGACAGGCGUCCAUUGCGACAGCGUGUGUGAGGAGGGACGCUGGGGACCCAACUGCUCCUACAGCUGCACCUGUGAGAACGGGGGCUCCUGCUCCCCAGAGGACGGCACCUGUGCGUGCGCUCCCGGCUACCGUGGCACCAACUGCAGGCGAACCUGUUCGCCUGGUUUCUACGGCCAACGUUGCAGCCAGUCGUGUCCUCAGUGUAUCCACAGUGACGGGGCGUGCCACCACGUCAGCGGCCACUGUGAAUGUCUCUCAGGCUUCUUCGGCUCCCUCUGCAACCAAGUGUGUCCCGGCGGAAAGUACGGCAAGGCCUGCGCCGAGACGUGCGUGUGCACCAACAACGGCACCUGUAAUCCCAUCGACGGCUCCUGUCAGUGCUACCCCGGAUGGAUCGGCGAGGACUGCUCCAAACCAUGUACUCAGGGCUCCUGGGGCCCGGACUGCAUCCACACAUGCAACUGUCACAACGGAGCCCAGUGCAGCGCUACAGACGGAGAGUGUAACUGCAGCCCGGGAUGGACGGGACUCUACUGUACUCAGCGCUGCCCCACAGGUUUCUACGGCUCUCAGUGUGCCGAGGUGUGCCGCUGUCAGAACGGGGCGGACUGUGACCACAUCACUGGACAGUGUUCGUGCCGGACGGGCUUCAUUGGACAGAGCUGUGAGCUCAAGUGCCCUGCGGGGACGUUUGGCUACGGCUGCCAGCAGCUGUGUGAGUGUUUGAACAACGCCACCUGCGACUACGUGACAGGAACCUGCUACUGCAGCAUCGGCUUCAAAGGCAUCCGCUGUGACCAGGCGGCGCUGAUGAUGGAGGAACUGAACCCCUACACCAAGAUCAGCCCGGCGCUGGCGUCAGAGCGGCAGUCAGCUGGUGCCGUCCUGGGCAUCAUCUUCCUGCUGCUGCUCAUCAUGGCCAUGCUCGGCCUGGUGGUCUGGUUCCGCUAUCGGCAGAGAGAGAAGGGCCAUCACGUGCCGAACGUCACCUACACACCGGCCCUGCACAUCAACUCCACCGACUACUCCCUCUCAGGGCUGCAGUGCACGGGCCUGCUUUCCUCUGCAGAUUCCUCUCCCAGUGACACCUCUGUAGGCCGCUGCUUCUCCAACCCGAGCUACCGCACCCUGGGGCCCUGCACCUACGCCGCACACUACGCCAAGCCGAACAAGAGGGGCUCCACCAAGAUGAAGACAAAGAAGCAGUACAGGAACAGUGCUCCAGAGUGGGGGGCCUACUGUAACCUCAGUGAGCUGGGUGUCUACUGCAUUGAUCGGCGCUACAGCUACCACCUGGAGCCGCGCUACAGAGACUACAUGAAGGGCUCCCUGUCCAGCACCUGCUCCCUCAACAGCGAAAACCCGUACGCCACCAUCAACGACCCCCCCGGUCUGUGUAAACACUCGGAGAGCAGCUACGUGGAGAUGAAAUCGCCGGCUCACCGGGAACACAUGGCGCACUGCCGCUCCGCCGCCAUCAUCACCACCACCACCACCACCACCACAGCACCCGCCAAGAACGUCUACGACAUGGAACCAACCAUCAGUAUCGUCCAGGGAGCAGGCGGCGUGGUGGUUCCCAGCUACCCUCAGAACCCGUACGACCUGCCCAGGAACAGCCACAUCCCCAGCCACUACGACCUGCUGCCUGUGCGCCCCAGCCCCUCUCACAGCCAAGGCCUCACCCUGCACAGCCACAGCCCCCCGCUGCCUGGCAGCCCCACCAGCUCGCUCCUCUAGACCCCCCAGCAACCAGACUGGACGCUGGACCAGGAAACUCUGAACUGGGACAUAACAGGAAAAGAUCUGUUUUGUUUUUUUAUUAUUAUUAUUAUUGGUAAGUGCAAAUGGACAUUGAGAGGACAAUUGACAGGUUUUGUUGGGACUAAUAUUUAUUUAUUUAUUUGUGUGCGCGUGGAAGGGGCGGGACUCUCCUCCUUGCAGUUCCCCGACCGUUGCGCUGCUGGUUGAUAUUUUAUCACUGUAUCACCGUAUAUCCAAACUGUUCGAGCUGUCCUUGUGCCGGUCAAUACUACAUAUUUGUGUUGUAGUGUAAAUUCCUCCUCAUCAACGAACGCGUCAACAGAGGGAAAGAGAAGGGAAUAUACACGUACGUAUGCACACAAGUAUACUUUUUAUCCUGGUAUGCUGACUAUCUCUGUCAUCCGUCAUAGGUAUCAUGGCUCACAGUGCAAACAAACUUGUAAGGACAACUUUCGAGAAAAGGCGUUCAUUACUCUAAUAUUCUCCCAAAAAAAAGAAAAAAAAAAAAAAGGAUAUAAAGAAAUGCACCUUUACUGCAUUCUGGUCAGAUUUACACAGGCUGUAUAUUUCUGGUAUUUUUACACAUCGUUUCUUAUUUCCUGUUUACAUAUUUAAAGAUCCUGCCGGGGAUCCCUAUUUUCUCUCUGGAAAGUUAUGUUUUUGUAUGUACCGUAGACAAAGUGGUGUAUUGGAUGUACACUUACUGUACACUAGUGAUGAUUAUUGUGAUUUUCUUUUGUUGUGUCAAGCUUAAUACACAUGCAUGCCAAAGAUUAUUCAAGACAUAAUAGUUAGCCAGGAACACCCUCAUAAUGUCCUUUGGUGCAAAUUGAUCACUGUCAUCUGACUGUCUCAACAUGGAAACGGCUCCGAUUCGAAACAUACUGUUUGGGGAACAAGCGCUGACGUAAUAGCUGCAGCGAGGUCAGAAGUGGAAGCACUUGCUUAUAAGAAAAAAGGCCAAUGAAGAUUUCACCUUCCUCCUCGGCUCUUAGUUCCAUUACAGCAUCGAUAGAUUUUAGUUCCCAAACAUGAAAAUGUGUUUCUAAUCUUGUCGUGGCAACUACUUCUUACAUUAAAUAUGAAAUACAGUCGUAAUGUAUGAAAUCCUGCUCAAUUUUCCGAUGAGAAACAGGUCAGUUUAGUUAAGAAUACUGAAAAUUAUAUCUUGGCAAAUAGCAAUAACAGGACAUGUUGACAAUCAGAUGUGAACAGCUUUGCUUUCCCACAUAUUUGAUUCCAUACUUUUUUUCACUUCGCUCUAACUUUAUCUUGUUGUACAUCUUUUUUCUUCAUCUUUGAUCCAAACAGUAGUUUCAGCUACAG
This is a messenger RNA of Xiphias gladius (swordfish), 5347 nucleotides long. RefSeq names its product multiple epidermal growth factor-like domains protein 11. The transcript has 26 exons. The record is from RefSeq and is a predicted model, not a curated record. NCBI's taxonomy places the organism in Eukaryota, Metazoa, Chordata, Actinopteri, Istiophoriformes, Xiphiidae. Gene Ontology annotation, cellular component: membrane. Gene Ontology annotation, molecular function: protein binding. Bases 569 to 3997 code for a protein of 1142 amino acids.